Capsella rubella is the source of this 480-nucleotide messenger RNA. Its product is annotated as S-protein homolog 4. The record is from RefSeq and is a predicted model, not a curated record. NCBI's taxonomy places the organism in Eukaryota, Viridiplantae, Streptophyta, Magnoliopsida, Brassicales, Brassicaceae. Bases 1 to 480 code for a protein of 159 amino acids. The transcript has a single exon.
AUGACAAGCAUCGUCCAAAAGACAUUAACAGUUCAUGUCGUCGUAGUAAUAACUCUACUCAUACAAGUGGCUCUCUCAGAAGUGGGAACCAUUUCUCCACAUGAUGAUGUGAAUUGGUCUACUGUAAAAUCAAUGGUGAGGAUCACAAACCUCCUUGGUGAUGGUUCGACAUUAAAUCUCCAUUGCAAGUCAUCAGAUGACGAUCUAGGCCUCCAGAUUCUCGCUCCGCAUCGCUUUUGGUCGUUUACGUUUAGACCGACUGUUAUUUACGGAUCGACGAUAUUCUCAUGUCAUUUCACAUGGCCUGGAGAAUCAAAAGUGUUUAAUAUUUACGAUGAUGACAGAGAUGGUGUUCGUAGGGGUAAUCCAUGCAUCUACUGUUUCUGGGAUAUAAGCAAAGAGGGGCCAUGCAGGUUUAACGAAAAAGACGAUGCAUUUGAUUUAUGUUAUGACUGGAACGGUGAUCCAAUUGGUGAUUAG